UGACGCCUGACAACCCCUUCUUAAACACAUGGAAAGGCACCGCAUUUUCAUUCCCAGCAAAAUCCAUCAAAGUUCAGAUAGGAAAGGAGAAAUCAUAUAGCAAACGAAUAAUAAGGCUCUACGAAAGGUCUCUAUCGCCAAGCAGUUCAAGUAUCCUAGGCUUGAGUCAUCGCCGACAAAGCGACCCCUCCUCCAUGGCUUUAUUAGCCUCGGAGGCAGGAUCCUAUAACGCGCAAGGCAUAUAAGAUGAAAACCGCAUUCAUUUCUCUAUUACUUUUCUCUCCUCCAUUCAAGAAAGAUCAACCUUGAGUCUCUAAUCUACCUAGAUACCUACCUACCUACCUAACACAAGCCACCCCGCAGUCCUCCCUCCUUCCACCAUGGCCAGCCCCGCGGCCCCUUCCUCCCAACGCUUCACGAUCCGCCCCGCGCAUCUCAGCGACUACCAAGCCAUCGGCGAGCUCGCCGCCACGACCUACUCGCACACGCCGCUCACGCAAUUCCUCGCACCGUACCGCGUCGCGCACCCGCGCGCCUACACACGACGGUUCACGCAGCCCGCGCUCCUGCGCUUGCUCGACGCGCGCAGUCUCAGUUUCGUGGCUGUCGAAACGGCGCGGCCCGAUGUCAUCGUGGGCUAUGUGCAGUGCAAGCGUCUAGGAUCGGAUGCCGCGGCGCAAGAGCUGAUGCGGGAGCGGGAGAGCAACUUGGGGCGCAGGUGCUUGCGGUGGUUGGUGUGGCGCUGGUUUCGGCUACGGGAUAGGUUGGUGGGGGGCAAUAGGAGUGAGGAUGGAGAGGCGGGAUUGCUGUUUGAGGGCUGGAAUAAGAGGGAUGAGAGGAGGUAUUGGGAGGGGUUUGGGGAGAGGAGAAAUAGGUGGUAUGUGCAGUCUUGUGUGGUAAGGAAAGAGUUUCAGAGGUUGGGCAUUGGGAGGAGGUUGCUGGGGGAGGUGCUGAGGAGGGCCGAGAGGGAGAAUGUCGUUGUGGGCCUGGAGUCGAGUGAGGAGGGCGAGGCUUUGUACAGAAGUCUUGGAUUUGAACUCCUGGGUAGGUUUGAGCAGGAUCCUUAUGCGGAUUUCCUCGGUCGUGGAGGCGGGAUAUUCAUGUGGACUCCUCCAGCGUGGAAAGCGAAGGCGCUGGAAGAGAAGAAAUGAAAGA
Amorphotheca resinae ATCC 22711 is the source of this 1155-nucleotide messenger RNA. RefSeq lists its product as hypothetical. The record is from RefSeq and is a predicted model, not a curated record. The transcript is spliced from 2 exons. Bases 381 to 1151 code for a protein of 256 amino acids. NCBI's taxonomy places the organism in Eukaryota, Fungi, Ascomycota, Leotiomycetes, Helotiales, Amorphothecaceae. Gene Ontology annotation, molecular function: acyltransferase activity, transferring groups other than amino-acyl groups.